CGUCGAGGGUGACAACAGGGGUCGUGCCAUUUCCCAUCGCCGGUUUUUAAACUACCCGUUGAGCUACGAGCCCCGGGAUCUCUUCGACACCUUGAAAGGAGGAGAAGGCCUCGACGUUUCUUGAGCGAUCUUUAACAAGAGACCCCCGGGCGGACUCGUCCCUCGCAAAAGCAUUCUUUUCACCCCAAAUCGCCCCGUAUUUUUCCGCCGGGUCGAUGCCGAACGUCGUAGACUUUCGGGCCUCCCGCAGGGCGUCGGCGGCGGCGAGACGCUCUGCCCCCCCGAUGCCCCGCUUCGACCGGAUCCCGCGACCGUCGGCCUCGAAGAUGCUGAGAGAAUCGGCCAGGCUGCUGUCGUUCUCCAAGGGGUGGCCCCGGUCGUCCCCCGUGCGGCCCGCGGACUUGGCGCGGGCCGGACUCUACCGCAUGGGCUUCAGCGACCUGGUGGCCUGCUUCCGCUGCGGCGGGAUGAUGCAUCGCUGGGAGGAGGGGGACGACCCCGCUCGGGAGCACGCCAGGCACUUCCCCGCCUGCGCUCGCGCGGCCCCGUUGCCGCCGGCCACUCAGGAUGGCGCCGACUCCGGACUGAGUCCAGAGAUGCGUUCGUUCGGGGCGCGACUCAGAUCUUUCGCGAGCUGGCCGUACACCGCCAAUGUGUCCCCGCCUGAACUGGCCUACGCAGGCUUCUACUAUUCCGGUUACGGAGAUCUUGUGAAGUGCUUCAGCUGCGACGGUCAUCUACAAGAGUGGGCGCUGGGAGACAGCGCUUGGCAUGAGCACGCAAAGUGGUUUCCCAGCUGCGUGUUUGUUGGACGACAGAAGGGGGAAGCUUUCGUCCGCGGGUCGACGCGGCCGCCGGCUCCGCUACCGGGACAGACGCCGCAGAGUACAACCGCGGAGAUUGAGCACGCAGCGCCAUCGACUGAGGAGCUUCUGGACAAGCUGGAAGAGCGGCUGUCCUGCAAGGUGUGCAUGGAGCGCGAGGUGUCCACGAUGUUCGUGCCGUGCGGACACGUGGCCACGUGCGGCCACUGCGCCCUCUCCCUGAGCCGGUGUCCCGUGUGCCGCGUCGCCGUGAAGACGUCGCUCCGGGCCUUCGUGGUUUAGGCGGACGGCCGGGCGAAGGAGGAGGAGAGAGAAACG
Molecule: messenger RNA, 1142 nt
Organism: Petromyzon marinus (sea lamprey)
Lineage: Eukaryota; Metazoa; Chordata; Hyperoartia; Petromyzontiformes; Petromyzontidae
Source: RefSeq, a predicted model, not a curated record